UUGUGUUGUAAGGUGGUCGAGCGUUAUUUGUGAGUUAAAAAGUUAACAAAGCAAACGAAUUUAAAAUGGCAAACCAAGACGUUGAUCAACGUUUACGAGAAGUACAAAAAGAAUAUUUAGAUUUCCUGGACGAUGAGGAAGAUCAAGGAAAAUAUUCACAACUUGUGAAAAACAUGAUAGCCGACAAAGGCAGAAGGCUCGUCGUAAACGUGAACGAUCUGCGGAAGAAGAAUCCAGCAAGAGCAAACGCUCUUUUAAACAAUGCAUUUGAAGAACAGGCUGCUUUUCAAAAGGCCCUUAAAGAAUACGUGUUUACAGUUGCCAGUGAAUAUUCAAAGGAUCGAGAUGAUUUCUUUGUGGCCUUUGAAGGCAGCUUUGGAAACAAACAUGUCACACCUCGAACUCUAACUUGUAGAUAUCUAGGCAAUUUAAUUUGUGUUGAGGGCAUUGUCACUAAGUGCUCACUGAUUCAUCCUAAGGUGGUACGCAGCGUGCAUUAUUGCAAAGCCACUAAAAAAAUCAUGGAGAGAAAGUACACUGAUCUUACAUCUCUAGAGGCAUUUCCAAGUGGAGCAGUAUACCCCACAAAGGAUGAUGAAGGAAACACAUUGGAAACUGAAUUCGGAUUGUCAAGUUACAAAGAUCAUCAGACGAUAUCGAUUCAAGAGAUGCCCGAAAAAGCACCCGCCGGCCAGUUGCCUCGUUCGGUUGACAUCAUUUGCGACAACGAUUUAGUUGACGUGUGCAAACCGGGAGAUAGAAUCCAAGUGGUUGGAAAUUUCAGAUGUCUACCCAGUAAACAAGGCGGAUUUACCAACGGAACAUUUAGAACUACAGUGAUCGCGAACAACAUUACGCAAUUGAGCAAAGAAGCCAAUCCAUCGAUAUCACGUGAAGACGUGGCAAGAUGCAAAAACCUUGCUAAAACGAACAAGAACGUGUUCAACUUGCUGGCCAAGUCGUUGGCGCCUUCGAUUCACGGCCACGAGUACGUCAAACGGGCGAUCCUCUGUCUUCUGUUGGGCGGAGUGGAAAAGGUGUUACCGAACGGUACGCGACUGAGGGGUGACAUAAACGUUCUACUGAUCGGCGAUCCUAGUGUGGCCAAGUCGCAGUUGUUAAGAUACGUUUUGUGCACGGCGCCGAGAGCGAUUCCGACGACCGGAAGGGGAUCCUCCGGUGUCGGUCUCACGGCUGCCGUCACGACAGACCAAGAAACCGGCGAAAGACGCUUGGAAGCGGGCGCGAUGGUUUUGGCCGACAGAGGAGUCGUCUGUAUAGAUGAAUUCGAUAAAAUGAGCGACGUCGACAGGACCGCCAUUCACGAGGUCAUGGAACAGGGUCGUGUCACCAUCGCCAAAGCCGGAAUCCAUGCCAGUCUGAACGCCAGGUGUUCAGUGUUGGCAGCCGCCAAUCCAGUUUACGGAAAGUACGAUCAGUACAAAACGCCGAUGGAGAAUAUCGGCCUGCAAGACUCACUCUUGUCUCGUUUCGACUGUCUGUUCGUUUUGUUGGACACCAUUGAUGAGGAUAACGAUUUGAAAAUCGCCGAUCAUGUUGUCAGAAUGCACAGAUACAGAAAUCCUCUGGAGCAAGACGGUGCGGUACUUCCGAUGGGCUCAAAUGCGGAUAUGUUGAGCACAAUGAAUCCGGAUAACGAAGAUGUCGAUAAGGAAACUCCGCUCUACGAAAAGUACGAUGCUCUGCUUCACGGAGCGAGUCGUAAGAAGACCGACAAGAUAUUGAGUGUCGAGUUUAUGAGAAAAUACAUACAUUUCGUCAAGAUAUUGAAACCAGCGUUGACGGAAGAAGCAUCCGAAAUUAUCGCCGACGAGUAUUCCAAAUUGAGAUCGGAGGAUAUCAUGGACAAUAACGUGGCAAGGACGCAACCGGUGACCGCUCGUACUUUGGAGACGAUGAUUCGUUUGGCAACAGCACACGCUAAAGCUCGCAUGUCUCGCUCAGUUACCGCGGAAGAUGCCUACGCCGCCAUAGAAUUAGUCCAAUAUGCAUAUUUCAAAAAGGUCUUGGAGAAAGAGAAGAAAAGGAAAAGGAAGACUAACGGCGACGACACCAGCGACGAAUCAGACAGUGAACCAAAAACAGCGAAGAAAACGAGAUCCAUGACCUCGUCUCAAACUGCCGGAGAUGAAUCGGAUGGGGAAACGAUAUCCACACAAAGCUCGACCAGAAGCAGCAGGAAACAUCGAGAACCGGAAGAAACGUUGGCCCAAGAAAUAACACCAACGCCUCCAGCCCAAGAGUCUAUGGAUGUUGAUGAUUCCGCUCCAAUUUCCCACGACAGAUUGCAAAUUUUCAAAAGCAGUCUUCAUAGGGCCUUCAAAGAAAGCCGAAGUCAGUCGUUAUCUUUAACGAAAGUACGAGAGUUCGUAAACCAAAACAAUCAAGCUCCGUUUUCGCAGGCCGAAAUCGGUUCUGCCAUCGACAAAAUGACGGACGACAAUCAAGUUAUGAUGGCAGAUGGUAUCGUUUUCUUGAUUUAACUCCUCCCCUAUGAUAGUGUAUGUUGUCUAAUCUUAGUUUUUAAUAAUAAUUAAUAAUUUUACGAAUAAACUUUUAAAAUGAAAUAUAUAUAGCAUCCGAUUCUGUUUAAUGUACAUUUGUUCAGUUUUAGCUCAUCAAAACAACCAUUUAUUUAUUGAUUAUUCUUUUAUUAUGUAUUUUAUAUGAAAUAAAUAAAAAUAAUUACAAUUUA
Aethina tumida (small hive beetle) is the source of this 2716-nucleotide messenger RNA. It is a transcript of the gene Mcm3, whose product is annotated as DNA replication licensing factor Mcm3. Lineage: Eukaryota; Metazoa; Arthropoda; Insecta; Coleoptera; Nitidulidae. Gene Ontology annotation, biological process: double-strand break repair via break-induced replication; mitotic DNA replication initiation; DNA replication. The record is from RefSeq and is a predicted model, not a curated record. Gene Ontology annotation, cellular component: nucleus; MCM complex. The transcript is spliced from 8 exons. Gene Ontology annotation, molecular function: single-stranded DNA helicase activity; ATP binding; single-stranded DNA binding. The coding region runs from base 66 to 2504 and encodes 812 amino acids.